Molecule: messenger RNA, 348 nt
Organism: Seminavis robusta
Lineage: Eukaryota; Bacillariophyta; Bacillariophyceae; Naviculales; Naviculaceae
Source: the annotation of a GenBank genome assembly
AUGAGCGGUUUGCUUACCAAUCACUUGAAUGGCGGGAAAUGGAGUCAGGAGGAGGAAGCCUAUGCGGAGGCGCUGAUCCUAGCCUUCAAAGCGGGAGAGAUUCCUGUUGGGGACAUUGAAGAAGGAACAAGUCUAAGGAAGUUUCUUGCUGAGAAGCUCCUUUGUUCUCCCAAGCGAGUGUCAAAGAAGUACGAAGGAACCAACUACAAUGGCAAGCAAGUUUACAUGAAGAAGACUGGGGUAUCACCAACCUCACCAACUGCCAUUGCGACGAAGGCCAGGCUGGAAGUACUGGAACGCAAGUUUCGAGAUGCCUUAGCUACGAUGCAAAAGACGGGUUCCAUUGCA